AUGGGCCCAGACAUGGCUAAAAGAACUGAUGACAAGUAUGGGAUAACUCAAUUUGCUGGAACUAAUUUUCCAAACUGGAAAUUUAGAGUAGAAAUACUUCUCGAAGAAUUUGGAGUAAGAGCCUGCCUUACAGGUAAUGAGCCUAGUUCAACUCAAAAGGUAGAGCUGGAAAAGUGGCAAAAGGAUGACAAGAAAUGUAAGUCCCUAAUUGUUCAAUGUGUUGCUGACAGUCAUUUAGAGUAUGUAAUGGGCAAAGAAACUGCGAAGGAAAUCUGGAAUUCGUUAGUUCAGACGUUUGAACGUAAGGGUGUUGCGAGUCAACUGUAUCUAAGACGGCGGUUACUUACACUAAAACUUGAAAAUGACACUAAUCUUGAAGCUCAUUUUAUAAAAUUUGAUGAACUUAUAAGACAGUUGAAGUCAGCUGGGGCAAAACUGGAAAAAGAAGAUAUAGUAUGUCAUCUUCUGUUGACGAUGCCGGAAACAUAUAACAAUGUUGUGACAGCAAUAGAAACACUUUCAAUUGAGAAAUUAACAAUUGAAUUUGUUAAAGGAAGAUUGCUGGAUGAAGAAGCGAAGAAAACAAAUACUACAGAUAUACCUCAACAGAGAAGUACAGCUUUUGGAACUACAAGUAAUAGUAGUUUUCCAUUUAAAUGCUAUGGAUGUGAUAAAGUUGGUCAUCGGGUAUCAGAAUGUAAAUUUAAAAAAAAGUUUGGUAGAGACAAAAAUAAGAAAUCUUGGAAAAAGUCAACAGCAAAUAAUGUAGUCAGCAAAAGUGAAGAUGCGGUUUGUUUUUCAAUUGGAAAAGAUAUGGAACCUACCGAGAAGGCAAGUGAAAUUUUUUGGUUCAUUGAUUCCGGUUGUUCAGAUCACUUGGUGAAUCAAGAAAAAUUUCUCCUUUAUAAAGCAAAUGGAAACUCCUCUGAACAUCGGAGUUGCCAAAAAUGGGGAAAGUUUAAUUGCGACUAA
Macrosiphum euphorbiae (potato aphid) is the source of this 972-nucleotide messenger RNA. Lineage: Eukaryota; Metazoa; Arthropoda; Insecta; Hemiptera; Aphididae. The record is from the annotation of a GenBank genome assembly.